Candidula unifasciata is the source of this 1612-nucleotide messenger RNA. NCBI's taxonomy places the organism in Eukaryota, Metazoa, Mollusca, Gastropoda, Stylommatophora, Geomitridae. The record is from the annotation of a GenBank genome assembly.
AUGGACGAGGCACUGAAAAAGAUGUUGCAGAAGAGAGUUUAUGAUUUAUUGUCUCAUAAAUAUGGGAUACUUAUGCUUGUUGCUGGUGUAUUUCUUCUGGCGUUAUCGGCAUUUCACUUUGGACAGGCUUGGCUGGAGUGGAGCCAAGAGAAGUAUGAGGCAGUUUUCAACUCCUUUAGUGACAACAUUGCUGGAAAAUCAUUUAGAGACAGACUCUCAGCGCCUCUACCAAUUGAUGUUGUCUAUACUUGGGUUAAUGGGACAGAUCCAGAGCUGAUCAACCAGUUGGAGCUAGUAAAAGUGUCUUUGGAUAAGAAGAAUAAUCUUAGCAGAGAAGAGCACUGUACGUACACAAACUGUCUUUGUGUGGGGAUGGUCUUGCAUCCUCCCCUUCCUAGUAAUGCUGUGUUGAAUGAUGUAAUCGAAGCUGAUAGCAUCUUUCACAAUGUGACAGAUCUAAAACAUAUGAAGGAAAAAACUGAAGGACCUGCUAACACGACCUUGCUGAUUUUAAACAGUGAAGCUGAAGUAAAGCAGAUUGUGAAAUUAAAAUCUGGGGGAUGGCAUUUCCAAGGCACUAACUACACACUGAAGCCAGCAUACUAUACCAGCGAAGGAAGUCUGCCGCAUGGUAUGUUGGUUCCAGACAUGGUAAUGAUGUCAGGAUUCCCAGCCCACUACGGGGAAGGUGACAUUCAGCAGACAGUAGCAGGAAGACUCAAUAUUACGGAUAAAGCUUCUGUUAUGGUGAAGCUGUAUCCAGAGAAGGGCCUGGCUCUGUUGCAGAUGAUCCAGAGUUCCCAUUAUGACUUACUUAUAAAAGGAAAGAACUUCACAAUUGAAGGCAAAGAGCUGAGAUUGUCCCCUGUUAAGUUAGUUUGGGACCUCAAAUUUGUUGUAACUGACGAUGUUGUGGCUGCAAGUAGGUUUGAAGAUAAUGAGGAACUCCGUUAUUCUCUGAGGUCUAUAGAGCAGUUUGCACCUUGGGUCAGGCGCAUCUUCAUAGUCACCAAUGGCCAGAUUCCCUACUGGCUGAAUCUGGAUAACCCACGUCUGACGAUUAUCACACAUGAUGAGAUCUUCCUCAACUUAAGCCACCUGCCUACGUUCAGUUCGCCAGCCAUUGAAGCAAACAUCCACAGAAUACCUGGCUUAUCUGAUAAGUUUCUCUACUUGAAUGAUGAUGUCAUGUUUGGUAGUCCAGUUUGGCCUGACGAUUUCUUCACUCAUUCAACAGGACAGAAGCUGUACUUAACUUGGCCUGUCCCAAACUGCAACGAAGGCUGUCCUUCAACCUGGAUCCGGGACGGCUACUGUGACCGAGCCUGCAAUUCUUCAGAGUGUGACUGGGAUGGUGGAGACUGUACUGGAUCAAAGGGUCAAGUGCAGCUUGGAGCAGGGUUCCAUGGAGACCAUGGCCGCUUCCUGACUGAUUUAGUGUCAUAUUGUGCCACUGGGUGUGCUAACAACUGGCUUGCAGACAAGUAUUGUGAUCAGGCGUGCAACAACCUCGACUGUGGCUUUGACAUUGGAGACUGUGGGACUGACAACUAUGACCAGCUGUACAACUUGAACCUGAAGAAAGGAGACUCUAACUACAUUCUACCCCCAG